CGACAGGCCAAUUCCAGGCCUCGCUCCUCCACCCGCCUCCAACGUCAUCACCGCCCGGCAGAGCAACUGAGGGUCACAGGUCACGACGAGGGCAAUGCGAUGGCUGCUCCUCCGAAAAUAAUCGUGCUCGGCAGCCUCAACGGCCAGGUCGACGCCGCCUUCAAGAAGCUGGCCACGCUCCACGCAAAGAACAGCUUCUCCCUCGCCAUCCUCACCGGAGACGUCUUCACGCCCGAAACCGACGACGAUGCGAUAUCAUCGCUGCUGAGCGGCGCGCUGGAGGUGCCGCUGCCCACGUACUUUGCCAUCGGCACGCACCCUCUGCCCGCGCGCAUCGCCGCCAGGGUCGAAGCCGAUGAGGAAAUCUGCCCGAACCUGCACUGCCUCGGCAAGCGCAGCAUCACCAAGACGUCAGAGGGCAUCCGGGUCGUUGCUCUCGGCGGCCUCUUGGACGCGAAACUGGUUGGCGGGCAGUCAAAGGAGCAGCACUUGCCGUUCCAUACUGAGGAUGACGCCAAGGCCCUCCGCGGCGCAAACACCGCCGACAUUCUCUUGACGUCCAUGUGGCCUGCCGAUGUCUGGCGAGGGUCCAAGGUGGCCCUGGAGCCCGCGCAACAAGCCGCGAUCCAAAGCACAAGGUCCAUUGCCGACCUCUGCGCGGCGCUCAAGCCCCGAUACCACAUCACCGCCUCGCCCGGCGUCUUCUUCUACGAGAGGGAGCCAUUCUUACAUCCCACCAGCAGCAGCACGGAUGAGAUUGCCGUGACUCGCUUUAUCUCCAUGGCGCCCUAUGGCAACGACGCCAAGGCGAAAGCCAUGUAUGCCUUUGCCCUGAACAAGUCGGACACGACGCCCGCGCCGGGUGCUACCAGGUCCCCCUUCGCGCCGGCCCAAGCGAAGCGCGACCGCGAGGACAGCGGCUAUAGCCGGUUCGGGCAUCACGAUGACCACCACGGCCGCCGCAACAAGCGCCGGCGGGCCGCAUCGCCGCCUCCGGGCCCCAGCCAGUGCUACUUUUGCUUGUCCAACCCCAACAUCUCGGCGCAUAUGUGCUGCAGCAUCGCCGACGACGCCUACCUCACGACCGCCAAGGGCCCCCUACCGACAUCCGAUACCUUUUCCAAACAAGGCCUCGACUUCCCCGGCCACUUCAUUAUCAUCCCGCUGCCUCAUGUCCCCACCAUUCCCAGCAUGGGACCCACAGACGAGCCAGAAGGCGAGGCCGUCAAGACGUACAAGGAGAUGACGCGAUUCCGCGAGUCGCUGCAAGCCAUGAUCGCCAGUCGCUCCUCGCACAAGCUCGGCACCGUGACCUGGGAGAUCAGCCGCGACAGCAACGUCCACCUCCACUGGCAGCUCGUCGCCGUGCCCGCGGACCUGAUUCGCAAGGGCGUCGCCGAGGCCGCCUUCCGCGUCGAGGCCGAGAACGAGCGCUACCCGCCCCUCAAGUCACGCGACCUCGCGCUCGGCGAUCAGGCCGCCUACGGCGACUUCUUCCGCGUGUGGCUCUGGGCAGACGACGGCGAGGACCGCAUUAAGGGCACGUCCCUCGUCAUGCCGCUGCCCCAGGACCUGCGCUUCAACCUCCAGUUCGGCCGCCGCGUCCUCGCCAAGCUCCUGGGUCUCGAGGCCCGCUUCACCUGGCAGGACUGCGCCCAGACCGAGGUGGAGGAGAAGCGCGACGUCGAGGCCUUCCGCUCCGCCUUCAAAGAGUGGGACUUUACGCUCGAGUAGGGCGGCGCAUUCAGCUUUUCCAGUCGCGCGCGCACGACACACACACACACACACACAUCCCUUUGGACCGUAUCCGUCUCUGGUCAUCUUACCAGCUGGCUCGCAUCCGCUGAAUGAAUUCCCGUCCAGAAACUGGUGUUCGGUAGAGUCUCGCACGGUCGCCCGCGUCGCUCAUCUAGGCUAGAGCGGACGGGGCUACUUCCUCGGCGAUUUUCUCGCAGUUCUUAUCGCAUUGGCUCGGCGUUGGGCAGGGACAUUUCAUAUUUCGAUUAGAGUUUUGGGUUGGCGCUGAGGCUUUAUCACAGCGGCUGAGGAGUUCCAGAUCUGGAAUGCUGGCGCACCCGCAGUCAUGAAAGGUCAUGUUUCUCGGCCGGAUAACCUCCACCGACGGUAGAGAAAGAACUCCACGGAGCGGGCCAAAACAUGUGUAGCCUUGGCAGCUGAAGUCUCAGCAACAUAAAUCUCAUUAUAGACGGGUAUCGUGCACCGUGCUCUUCGUGUGGCGACAGGGCGUAGAUGCCGUGGUGGCUGGCAUGCCUAACUUGCAUUCAGCUGCCCGGAGCCAACACAUGCACAUCUCUCGAAUGGCUUGAGCUACGGAGCCGAUAUGUAAUUUUAGAACUUUUUUUGCGCUUAUGUUCCUCGGUCACUAGCUAUGAGCCAAACCUGGGCAGAUUGCGAUCCGCAUCAAAGGUUUUUCCAGUUAUGUACAACCAGCAGCCCUUUCGGGCCAACUUCUCAACCACACCUUCUUCGUCCAUGGGUGGUCAGCUAGUCUUGCAAAACAAAAACAUGCGCGCUAUGGUUUACACGCCGUGGCUCAUCAAGAAGAAUAGCUUCAGUGGGUUUCAGCCCCGAGGAAGUAUGAACAAUUAAAGGAAAUACAUGUCGUCGUAUGGGGUAUCGACGCGCGAUUAGCGCGAGGGGUAUGCCGCCCAUCAAUUGUUAUAAGGAAAGCUGUAGUAGUGGCAAUUGCUGGU
Molecule: messenger RNA, 2714 nt
Organism: Purpureocillium takamizusanense
Lineage: Eukaryota; Fungi; Ascomycota; Sordariomycetes; Hypocreales; Ophiocordycipitaceae
Exons: 2
Coding region: 100-1734 (544 amino acids)
Biological process (GO): mRNA splicing, via spliceosome
Cellular component (GO): post-mRNA release spliceosomal complex
Molecular function (GO): RNA lariat debranching enzyme activator activity
Source: RefSeq, a predicted model, not a curated record